Filobasidium floriforme is the source of this 754-nucleotide messenger RNA. RefSeq lists its product as uncharacterized. Lineage: Eukaryota; Fungi; Basidiomycota; Tremellomycetes; Filobasidiales; Filobasidiaceae. The transcript is spliced from 2 exons. The record is from RefSeq and is a predicted model, not a curated record. The coding region runs from base 58 to 753 and encodes 231 amino acids.
CGCUUGACACCAGGGCGUGCUGCGUGGAAGGAGAGAGAGCCGUGGGGCAAGAAGGGCAUGGAAGGAAAGGCGACAAUACCAUCGAGUAGCAGGGCUGCUUUUGGGGUUCGGGAGACAGCGAAGGUCAAGAUCAGAGGGGUUUCCCAAAAACAUCGUUGCAAUCUCUACUAUAUCUACCCAAAAAACGACUUUGACCAAGACGCUGCAAUGAUAGCGUUGAAAGAAGCUCCUGGAGAGGCUAUAGGCACCUACCCCAAAUCGAUAUUCUACCAAGGCUUGGAGCAGCAAUGGCCCAUGGACUUGGACAGAGUCGCUACUCCACCGACUCCGUUGCCUCCCUCCAAUUGGACCUCGGCUCUGCCCAACAACAAAUCCAGCUACGUCCAGGCUCCCUCCACCAUGGCAGAGCUACGAUCCGGUCUGCAAACGGCAAUCGUCAGGUUGGUUUCCGGCAAGGGAAAAGGAAAAGCCGUCGAUCAGGAUAUCCAAGGCGGAAGUGCCACGCUGGUUAGAACCGCGCUCAAAGGAGCGCUUUUACAGCAAAGGCUUACCUCGGACGAUAGGCCCGUGAAGCGAGGUACAUCCCUCCCGCUCGGCAUCAGGCCGCCUACCCCGUCAAUCAAUACGGCUCGCAACACAGAGGUCACUGCGGCGAGUCUCGGAUACGAAGCGAGUCGGAAGGAAGAGGAGGGUCUGAGGGAGUCGGAAGCGGCCAAACUGCAGGUACAGUGCCCGAACGGAACGUGCGUCUAGC